AUGCUAGGAGCAUCCCGCUUCACGCAAGUGAGGGACGGGAUUCGAAGUCCUCUCCUACGUCAACGAUUGAAGAUCAGAGACGCCGCCGAGUUUGCCAAGGAAAGUAAAAUAAGAAGACCGCCAACCCGAUGGUCAGAUUUCUCCACGAAGUCCUUCAAAGAAAAAUAUGAUGCUCUUCGUGUCCCACGCGAAAGGAAGAACCACUGGGCUACUCUGGCACGCGAUCGGGACAAAUGGAAGAAUUACUGGCGCCCGCUCGACCAGUUCGAAGAUCAACGGGAGUCAAGGUGA
This is a messenger RNA of Necator americanus (New World hookworm), 291 nucleotides long. RefSeq lists its product as uncharacterized. Lineage: Eukaryota; Metazoa; Nematoda; Chromadorea; Rhabditida; Ancylostomatidae. The transcript has 2 exons. Bases 1 to 291 code for a protein of 96 amino acids. The record is from RefSeq and is a predicted model, not a curated record.